GGCAACUGGCAAGGCAACUCACCUAUAAACUCUCACUAUUCAACCCUUGUUCUGUUCCGCCUCUUUCAAAUCCCUAAUUUUCUCUCUCCUCCUAAAACCCUUCCUUAAACCCUAAUUUCUUCCUUCAUCUUCAACCUUCAAUGGCCAUGAAGUUCUGGGGUAUUGAAGUAAACUCGAAAGGGCCUUGCAAGGUGACACUCGAGGAAGACUAUGUUGUCCACCUUUCUCAGGCUACUCUUGGUGAGAUGAAGAAGGAUGGUGAGCCGGUAAUGGUUCAUGUCAAAGUGGGCGACCAAAAGCUAGUGUUGGGGGUGCUAAGCAAGACCACCCCUCAAUUGUCUAUAGAUUUGGUGUUUGAGAAGGAAUUUGAGAUCUCUCACAACUGGAAGAAUGGAACUGUGCACCUCAUGGGAUACAAGUCUGAGAUGGGUCAGCCAGAAGAUGAUGACAUGUUCUUGGAUUCCUCUGAUGAGGAAGGGAUGGAUCUUCCUGUUUUACACAGAGAAAAAAAUGGUACUGCUGCUGCUCCAGCUGCUGCGCCUAAGGCUGCUGCAAAGCAAGGUAAAGGUAACAAAUCCUUGCCAGAUGUGAAAGAUGACUCUGAUGAAGAUGACAGUGAAGAUGAAGAUGAUGAUGACGAUGAAGAUGACUCUGAUGAGGAUAUGCAAAGUUUGGGUGAUGAUAGUGAUGCGGACCUUGAUGAUGAGGACUCUGAGGAAGAGACACCUGCAAAGAAGCCCGAAUCUGGCAAGAAAAGAACCAAUGUUGAUGCCAAGACACCUGAGUCUAAGAAGGCUAAGCUAGUUACCCCCCAGAAAACAGAUGGGAAGAAGGGCGCUCAUACAGCAACCCCACAUCCAUCAAAGAAAGGUGGCAAGACUCCUGGUGACAAGGCUACCCCCAAGUCCGCUGGCCAAGUUUCUUGUGAGCCUUGCAAAAAGACCUUCAACUCAGACUUUGCUCUGGAAUCUCACAACAAGGCUAAGCACUCAGCCAAGUAGAGUAUUUAAUUUUUUUGCUUAUGUGUGAUUUUUGUACGAAUGGUAGAAAGAAGAGAAGGAAUAGCUUAGUCUCAAAUUUUGGUCUGUAUUCCUGUUUUUGAAUUUCCGUAGAGGAGCGAGUGACUAUUUCUGGAGGAUGUUAAAUCAGAGUAAGAACUAUAGUCAAGUGUUCUGUGGUUCCGAAAAAUAUUGCUAUAUUCGUGAGGAUAUUAUGUUCAAGGAAAUGAUAUGUUUGAGCACUUUUGUUUGGUGUC
Molecule: messenger RNA, 1255 nt
Organism: Beta vulgaris subsp. vulgaris (sugar beet)
Lineage: Eukaryota; Viridiplantae; Streptophyta; Magnoliopsida; Caryophyllales; Amaranthaceae
Product: histone deacetylase HDT1
Exons: 9
Coding region: 141-1001 (286 amino acids)
Source: RefSeq, a predicted model, not a curated record